AUGGAGCAAGAGAUGAAAGGGAAAAAGCUCAGCCACAACCCCAACCUUAGCUGUAGCCUCAAAAGGACGGCAGGAGGAAAUAGAACCCUGAGGAAAAAACGACCAACUGCCACCCCCAACCCUUACUUUGGGGACCCUCAUCUCCGCAGAGACACCCUCAUCAGCCAGCACUCAGCUCAGCCCUACGCCGAUCUCCAGGACAAUCAGAUGUUCCAAGGUCUACGUGGGCACCGCGAAGUCCCCGAAAGGGAGUGGGAAUGGGAGAACUGGGGACGGAGUAUCGAGACCCUACUGGAGUCACUCCAAUCCCCGGGCCAGCUGAGCACCGACAACCUCUUCCACAUCCUCAAGACUCUGGAGCAGAAGAUCAUCAAUUCCAAGAACAUGAACACAACCCAGGGGCAGAAAGUGACGGACAGCAUGAUCAGAAUCCUGGUGAAUAUGAAGCCGCAAGGAGAAUUGGAGGAAUUGGCCAGCUAUGUCAUCGUGGCUGUGGGGCUCCAGUGCCCAGGAACUAUCAUCAUGAAGCUGUGGGACAAGGUGCAGCUGCAGAGCUUGCCCCCUCGGGGCCUCCUGUUGGCUAUGGCGAAGCUUAGCUGCAAAAUUGUCAUGGUGCCUUAUAUUGGAGCUGCGUGGGACUGCAUUCUGCCCAUCCUGCGCAAAGCCCAGGCUGAAGAGGACAUGUUGGCGUUGUGCAGCUUGCUGCAUGGAUUAGCUGCCAGUGCCCACCAGCACUUAGAGAUGGGCAGCGAGGACGAGUUCUUGUUGGACAUCACGCGCGAAUCAGUGGCCAUCAAGGCGACCUUGACUCUGAGGGUGCUCUUCAACCGUUGGCCCCUGAAGCAUAAGAACAAGGUGACAGAGGCAACCCUGGACAUGCUGGGCAAUCUCUUCUUCCUCAUGCGGCCGGAGAAGCUCAAGUGCCAGUUGUCCUGGCUGAUCCGGCGGCUGUUGGACCUGUCCAAGUUGGGUUUGGAGCCUCUCUACAUUACCAAGUGUCUCUGCUCCCUUCUGGAAGCUGUAGUAGCCAGUGGGAGCGGGAGUGUGAACCUGACGUCCCACCUAAGCAGUCUUCUGACUCUGCUGUCUGGACAGGUGGCCGCUAAGGUGGUCAGCUCGGCCCCGCUGGCGGAGAAGAACCACAUCAUGGCGCUGAAGGCUUUCCGAAUCCUGACCCAGCUGUAUAACGAGCGCAUGAUCAAAUUCCUCCGAAGAAACUUAGAGAACAAGGACGUGACCCGAAUCAACAAGGCACUCCAGAUUUUCCGGUACGUGGUGCUGGAAGUGCCCCAGACAGAGAAGCUGAUGGUGCAGGUGAUGCCAUCCGUCAUUCACCUCAUCCAGGACAACAAGGAACCAGUGAGGAGCAACCUGCUGCAGCUCAUCGAGGCCCUUGGCCAGGGCAGGUACUUCGAGUGGCCCGAAGGAGAGGUGAUCCUGGACUAUAUCCUCCAGCUCAGCGUGCCCAAGCCAUCAGAAAGUCAGAGAGAGUUGGAGAUUCGACUUACGUCCAUCAACAUCUUGCAUCUGGUCCCCCUGCCCAGGCUGGUGACCCUGCUGUGCCAACCUCAACAUGCCGCAGCCUUCGUGCCCCUCUGCAAGACGGCCACCAACAUAGCCCUGAGGGCCCGGGCCUCUGGCGCCCCUCCCUACCUCAGCUAUUUCCACUGCCAGCCCACCAAGCUCCCAUCCCCACAGAUGCUCCUGACACACCUCCUGCUGCACGCCCUGGAGCCCUUCAAAGGAGGAGAUUAUGGAUCUGUCACCUUGUGGCUGUUGCAUUCCCUUCACCCCCUCAAUUCUGCUCACCCCGUUCUUCACUACACCUUGGGUCAGCUGUGGAUUCAAGAGAUCCCGCAGCUGCUGCAGUUCCUGGAAGGGCACAACGAUGGAAGCCUGAAGAAACAGGAGUGGGAGAAGAAGCUGCUGCAAUUUGCAGGCCGCUCGGUGGAGGGCAUCGCAGAUGACUCCUGGCUGAAGGACUUGUGCAGCGUCAUCCUGGAGAGGAUCCAGUGUCAGCAGGAGCCGGCACAGAGGAAGGCCUUCCUAUACAAGCUCUACGGCUCCACUCUGAGGGUGGCCCGGGACCCUGAGGUGGUGAAGACCCUGCUGGCUGUCAUGCUGAGCACUUCCCACACCAAGGAGAUUGAGAAACAGGGCAUCGCUGCCACUGUCAGUCUGGUGUCCACCCUCCACCUCAGCGUGGUUCUCGAAGUGCUGCAGGACUUCAGCUCCACGCUCGUCAAUGGGAACCAGUCCAACAUCUGCAAUCUCAGCAUUGAUCAGCAGCAGCCGGAGUGGAGGAGCCUCUUCCACACCAUCUACCUGUGCUACAGCCAAAUGGCCGUGGAGACCCAGACAGCUAUCCUGCCCCACGCCGACUUCAUCCUCACCCACAUGUUGGAACAUUUCCACAGCUGCAUUGUGGUCAAGGACAGAAACCUGAAGCUGAGUUACCUGAGCGGUCUGGCCAUGUUCACGGAUGUCGUGGGAUCCCUGGACCACUGUGAAAACUUUGACUUCCCCCACAAAACUUCUGUGGUGGCCUCCAUGGUGGACCUGAUCCGUGAGGAACCACUGACAAAGCUAGUCAGUCCUGUGCGGCAGCAGGCAAUGACUGUCAUCUACAUCUUCAGGAAGCUGAAGCCCCCUUUGGUAAUAGAGCAGAGGGUGGAGGUGCUCAAGACCUGUUUCAGCAGCGUCUUGUCUCUCCCUCCGGUGGACGUGAUGGCGAAGGAGGCGUCCGGCUCCCCGAGUUCCCCAGACACCAUGGUUCUGUACUCAGAUACUCUGCAGGCUUUGAGAAAAAUGCUGGAAGGACUGGUCAUGGAAUUGCCAAGUCGUAUCCAGAACUGCUUGGAAAACCUGGACCCUUGGCUUAACUCCCAGAAAGACCAUGAGCGGGAACGGGCCAUGUGGUGCAGCGUGCGCAUCCUCAGCUUCGCGGCCAAGCCGGCCAACUUCAACGAGGUGAUGGAGUUCAGCCGGUUGGGCCGGCUCGUGCGGCUGCUGGCCAUGCGUUGCCAGGACCCCGUGGACAACAUCAGCUAUCUGGCCUCCCAAGCGGUCUACUACCUGCACUGUAUUCUGCUGCACAAGAAGAGAUUGGAGCGGCAACAGAAGGGGGAGCGGGCCGAGGGAUCCAAGGAAGAGGGUAUCUACAGUCCCUCUGUGUUCUUCAACAACACUCCCGAGAUUGCCAAGGCCUUCGCAGAGUACUUUACUCCAUCUCAGCUCACCACCCUGGUGCUGACAGCCGUAGAUGGCCUGACGGACAAGCCGGCCUAAGGUCUCCCUGGCAGCGGGGCAACUGCUCAGAUCCAUCCUGCAGGAGCGGGGCAGAGACGUGCUGAAGAUCGGAGACAUCAUCGACAGCAUCUAUGAGCGGCUCAGCACCCCUGGUGGACAUGGCUUCUCGGCAGGAGGUGCUGGCGGGCUGUUUGUGUGCUCGCUGGCAACAACACCCGAAAGUGGUGCCGCCACCCUACUAGCCCGGCCCCUGCCCUGGGCAGGUAUGGGCGUUUCUUCCGCUGCCCCUCCACGUCCGCCGCCCCACUGAUCUAACAGGGAUGGGGAACAAUGCCUCCUCCCCAACCUGAACCCAGCACUCCUCCCUCUCUUCUUCUUGGGCUGCUUCCCAGUCCUCCGGUCCCCUUGCUUGGGCCCUCUCUCCAGUAGCCCCUUGAGGGACGGGGGACCGCAUCUAGU
This is a messenger RNA of Ornithorhynchus anatinus (platypus), 3708 nucleotides long. RefSeq names its product maestro heat-like repeat-containing protein family member 1. NCBI's taxonomy places the organism in Eukaryota, Metazoa, Chordata, Mammalia, Monotremata, Ornithorhynchidae. The transcript is spliced from 31 exons. The coding region runs from base 1 to 3288 and encodes 1095 amino acids. The record is from RefSeq and is a predicted model, not a curated record. Gene Ontology annotation, cellular component: cytoplasm.